This is a messenger RNA of Aspergillus versicolor CBS 583.65, 795 nucleotides long. RefSeq names its product MAPEG family protein. Bases 222 to 671 code for a protein of 149 amino acids. The transcript is spliced from 3 exons. Lineage: Eukaryota; Fungi; Ascomycota; Eurotiomycetes; Eurotiales; Aspergillaceae. The record is from RefSeq and is a predicted model, not a curated record. Gene Ontology annotation, cellular component: endoplasmic reticulum; nuclear envelope; membrane. Gene Ontology annotation, molecular function: glutathione transferase activity; glutathione peroxidase activity.
UGGGAUAACAUGCGUAUGGCCGAUCAGCCUAAACCCCGGAACGCGGCUUCGCCCAAGACCCGGAGGGAUUGUCUGGUCCGCCUCCCGAGCGAACUUCAACUAUAUAACCCCCCCACGAUCGCAGCUGUCACGCCAUAGCUUCAAUCCAGUACGAAUCUCAAGCUUCUGAAUCCCCAUUACUUUGAUUAUUUUCCAUCAACUUUCAUUCGCCAGCUGUCAACAUGGUCGCGAUCGACAUUCCCGCAAACUACGGAUAUUCCAUCGCCGUUGCUCUCGGCGCUAUCCCUGUCCUCGGUUUCCUGCACGGCGUGGUUGUCGGUAGUUUCCGCAAGGCUGCUGGAGUCCCGUAUCCUCACACAUACGCUACCGUUGAGCAAUGCAAAUCCAACCCCAAGGCCUACAAGUUUAACUGCGCCCAGCGCGCCCACGCCAACUUCCUCGAGAAUGCGCCGCAAACCAUGCUCUCGAUCCUGGUGGCAGGUGUGAAAUACCCCGAGUUGGCUGCUGGGCUGGGCGCCGCAUGGGCCGUUUUCCGUGUUCUGUUCCUGCACGGGUACGUUUACACAGAUAAAGCGCAGGGAGCUGGAAGAUACAAUGGCGGCUUGUUCUGGUUUAUGCAGGCGGGUCUCUGGGGAUUGAGCGUUUUCGGCGUUGCGAGGGAUUUGAUGUAAUUAUGCGUAGGCAUGGUUGGUCUACCCACAUAGGAGAGUUGGAAGGAGGAUGCGAAAUGUGGUGUUUGUAUCAUAGUCGAACUCUUGGCCUGGGGUGCAGGCGCUGGCUCCUAUCUUAUCGGGC